AUGCCGCCCGUGCGCGCGCGCGCCUCGAAAAAGCCACCCCCGGCGGGCUUCGACGACAUCGAAGACACCCUCCUCGAAUACAGCAACAAGAUGCGCGACGCGCAAAACGCCUCGCACGAGGGCAAAAAGAAACACGAAGUCCUCUGGCCGAUCUUCCAGAUCUCGCACGCCCGCUCCCGCUACGUCUACGACCUGUACUACACCCGCGAGGCCAUCUCCAAGCAGCUGUACGAGUGGCUGCUCAAGAACGGGUACGCGGACGCGGCGCUGAUUGCCAAGUGGAAGAAACAGGGGUACGAGAAGCUGUGUUGUCUGCGGUGCGUGCAGACCAAGGAGACGAACUUUGCGGGGACGUGUAUUUGUCGCGUGCCCAAGGCGACGUUGAAGAGGGGGGAUGGAGAGGACGGUGGUGGCGGGGGAGGAGGAGGAGGUGGUGGCGGUAUCCAGGCGUUGAGAAGGUUGGACCGCUCUCUCCUGGGCCGUGCUGCUCAGGAUAGCGGCACAGACUAUCAAGGCGAACUUUCGAGUGUCCCCAGCAACUGGGUGAAACCGGGUGGCGUGCAUGGCGUAACGAUCUGUUCGGCCAGCUAUGCCAAGCAUCCCGGACGGCGAAAGGCACAGGUUACGACGGAGAGCAGUCAGCGUCGCCAUUUCGAGUCUGGCAACGGGCAGAAUGCCUAUGUGAUGCCUAUGCUGUCGAGGAACGGCGACCAUUAG
Molecule: messenger RNA, 717 nt
Organism: Cladophialophora yegresii CBS 114405
Lineage: Eukaryota; Fungi; Ascomycota; Eurotiomycetes; Chaetothyriales; Herpotrichiellaceae
Exons: 2
Coding region: 1-717 (238 amino acids)
Biological process (GO): mRNA splicing, via spliceosome
Cellular component (GO): nucleus; spliceosomal complex
Source: RefSeq, a predicted model, not a curated record